AUGGCAACUAUAAACUUAAAUCAAUUACCAUUAUUUCUAUUAAGAUAUAUAGCAAGUUUAUUAUUAUUAACUUCAUAUAAUAAUGGUUUAAGUUUAUAUAAUAGAGAUUAUUAUUUAGAAAUUGAAAAUAAUUAUAGUAAUAAUAAUAAUAAUAAUAAUAAUAAUAAUAAUAAUAAUAAUAAUAAUAAUAAUAAUAAUAAUAAUAAUAAUAAUAAUAAUAAUGAUAGUAAUGAUGAAAAUGAUAAAGAUUUUAUACACAGAAAUUUCAGAAAUCAAAUUCAAAUCGAAAGAGGGUUUUAUAGAGCAUAUACAACUCAUACAAAUUAUCGAUAUAUUAUUUCACUCUCAUUAGUUUCGACAUUAUGGGCAAAAUCCAUUAUACCUUAUAUAGACUUUUCCAGUUAUUUAGUUCAACAUUCAAUAAGCGAAUUAGAAUUUAUAUAUAAAUUAAAAAACUUUGGUUUAAUAAAACAAGAUUCCAUAAUACAGAAUAAUAAUAGUAACAACAAUAAUAAUAAUAAUAAUAAUAAUAAUAUUAGUACAAAUAAUGAUAACUCAAAUAAAAUUAACAAUAAUGAUAAUAAUAAUAAUAAUAAUGGUUUACUUUCAAAUAAUAGUGGUAUUGAAGAGUAUGACGAUUCACAUUCACAAAUCGAUUCUUCUUCCGAUGAACCCAGAAAAAAAAAGAAAAAAUAUUCAAUUUUAUCAAUUAUUCCGUGUAUCAAUGUUGACACAAGUGAUGAUAAUAGUGAAAAAAUGAUUAUAAAUAGUAGCAAAAUAUAUAAACACAAAAAUAAUAAUACUAAUAAUAACACUAAUAAUAAUAAUACUAAUAAUAAUAUCAAUAUUAAUAUUAAUAAUAAUAAUUAUCAUAACUCAAAGUUUUCAAAGGAAUUCAGUAAACCAUUUAAUAUACAUAAUAUAAUAUUAGUUAAAAGGCUAUGGGAUAAAGAUUUAGAUAGAUUAUUAAAGAAUGAAAAGUAUCAUGAUUUCUUAUUAAAUGGAUUCCGAACUUUAAUAAUACCACCCAACUUUUUAAAUUUUUAUCAGCAGUUAUCAACAGUCAAAACUUUAAUUUUAGAAAUCACACUUCCAAGUCAAUUAGAUUACCUUCAACAAUUUUUAUCAAAUAAUAAAACUAUUGAACACCUUACGAUUAAUUUUAGUAGUAUUGUUUUUAGCUCAUCAAAAGGUUAUGGAAUUUCAAAUAUUUUAAAUAACCAUAAAACUUUAAAAUCUUUAAAAAUUAAUUCAUUAAUUGGUGGUCAAUUCAUUAAUUUACAUAAUAAUAAUAUUAGUAAUAAUAUAAAUAAUAAUAAUAAUAAUAAUAAUCAUACAAAUAAUAAUAGUACUGUAAAUAUUGUAAAUAAUAAAACAACAUCAACAUCAACAUCAACAUCAACAUCAACAACAACAACAACAACAAAUCAUAAUAAUAUUAUUAUUUUAAAUAAUAAUAAUUUAAGACAUGUUUGCUUAAGAUCAACAUAUAUUUUAGUGGUUCCAACUUUUUUUAUGAAUUUAGAAAGUUUGAUAUUAGAAAGACCAAAAUUUUUACAUGCAGAAGAAAUAUUUCAAUUAUUUGAAUAUGUAGGAUCAAAUAAACUUUUACGAGUAUUUCAUUUGCAAACAUCGUAUCCAUUCUCAAUGCACAAAGAUCCAAGAAUUGUAAGAUCUAUUAGUGGGGUUUUUGAAAAUACAACUAUAAGAGAUUUAAGUCUAUCAGUUCUCCAAACUAAAGGCAACAAAAUUAUGGGUAGGGCUUUAAAUGGUCUCAUCAACAACACAACAUUGACAAAUUUAUCUUUAUCAUAUGUCAAUCCAAAUUGUAAUAAAUUGGCAUACUUCAUUCAAAAUAAUCAACACAAUUUAAAAUCAAUACAAUUAAAUUAUUGCAAUCAAGAAAUAAGUAAUGCAUUAUCAAAUCAUUCAAGUUUAGAAGAGAUUAGAUUUAAAUCAUUUGAAUUUCAAUUAUUAAUGAUUGAUAAUCAGGAUGAUGGUAACAACGAUCAUAAUGAUAGUGGUAGUGAUAAUAUGAAUAUUGACAAUAGUAGCAACAGCAGCAGUAGCGGUGGUGAAAUUAUUAUCGAUGACAAUGUAGAUAAUGGUCCAAUAGAAGGUCAACAACCACAAAAACAUAUAUCAUCAUUAUUAUCAUCAGUAGAUCAAUUAAAUCAAAUCAUUUUAAAUCUAAAGACCUUAAAAAGAUUGAAAUUUGAUCAAAGUUUAUUCUCUAAUAAUAGCAUAUAUAGGGUUUCAUGGUCAGAUGUUUUUACAAAUAUCAAAUUAAGAGAAAAUCAAAUUGAAUCAUUGGGUAUUUCAGGAUCAAUUGCAAUAUUAUAUGAACCAUUAAUAAAUGGUUUAUUCAAUAACAAUAAUAAUAAUAAUAUGGGUAUCAACAUCAACAAUAAUAAUAAUUAUAAAAGUGGGUUAAAUAAUUUAUAUAUCAAGUUAACAGGUAGUGAAUAUGAAUUAUCACACAAUGACACAUCAGUAUUUUCUCAAUUAUUAAAAUCAAACUACUUGGAAAGUGUAAGAAACUUUAGAUUUAAAUCCGAUAUAAUUAAUCCAAAUAUAUUUUUAAAUUUAUUAUCAAAUCCAAAUUUAAUAUCUCUUGAUCUUCGUUUCACCACACCACAUGCAUUAGAUCUUUCUAUACUCCAAUAUGUAGAACUAUUUAAUAAAACCUCACUUAAAUUCAUUCAACUCCCAAAUCAAGUUUUCUCAAAACCUCUCAUCAAUUUAUUUUCAAAAAGGUCAAUUAUAACAAAACCAUUAAAGUUUUAUUAA
Molecule: messenger RNA, 2790 nt
Organism: Dictyostelium purpureum
Lineage: Eukaryota; Evosea; Eumycetozoa; Dictyosteliales; Dictyosteliaceae
Exons: 1
Coding region: 1-2790 (929 amino acids)
Biological process (GO): regulation of transcription by RNA polymerase II
Cellular component (GO): mediator complex
Molecular function (GO): transcription coregulator activity
Source: RefSeq, a predicted model, not a curated record